Messenger RNA from Drosophila sechellia, 1406 nucleotides. RefSeq lists its product as uncharacterized. The transcript has 6 exons. NCBI's taxonomy places the organism in Eukaryota, Metazoa, Arthropoda, Insecta, Diptera, Drosophilidae. Gene Ontology annotation, molecular function: A2-type glycerophospholipase activity. The coding region runs from base 81 to 1172 and encodes 363 amino acids. Gene Ontology annotation, biological process: phospholipid metabolic process; arachidonate secretion. The record is from RefSeq and is a predicted model, not a curated record.
UGCGCGGCAGCGAGCGGUUUGCACUGCGAUUGCCCAGCCGGUUGUUCUACCUUUUUACCUUUUAGCCACUGCGGUUGCGCAUGCGCCUCAUCCAAAAUCGGUGGCAAGAAAUAGGCCUUCAAUUGAUUUUUGUUUUUAACUUUGGUUGGAUACGGCGCCGGUGUUUUUGGGUAGCGGCUCAGUCCAGCCGGCGGUGCCUUAGUGGCAGCUCCUCCAGAUCGAAGAAACCACGCCACACCAAGAUGCCCUAUAACCUCUGGCUGCGACGGCGCCUCCAGCUGCUGGCCUCGCUGAUCUUCUGCGGCCUCCUGGGCUAUUUGACCUCGGAGGCGGUGGCCAAGCCCACGUUGUCCUUCAGUCUGCCGCAAGGACUGCAGGGAUUUCCUUCGUUCCAGUCCUUCACCCAGCAAAUCAUCGAGCAGCGCAGCGCGCGUCAAAUGAAGACGUAUAGCGGAAAGCGGGUGAGCAACGACUCCCUCAUCAUGAUAUACUAUCACGAUCUGACCAUAGCCGUAACGGAGCUGGGACCCCAGAAAUUGCUACUCGGCUGCGAACUGAUCGAAAUCUACAACGAUAAGGAGGGCAAGAUGCUGCUGGAGGGCCUGUCGCACUACAAUCGCCCACUGGAAAUCAAAUUCGACGAGAUGCUGAAGCUAAUGGAUCAGUGCGAGCACGUGGAUAAGCUGAGCUACGCCUCGCGUCACAAAUCCAAGCUGGAGGCCGGUGAACGCAGCAGCGGGGGCAGCGAUUCAGCCGCAACAGGUGGAGCCAAUGAUGGUGUGGCCCUCAAGCUGGCCACCAAUAUCUUUCCGCGCAGCCCCUUCUCCCUGCUGAGUGGCAUUAUACCAGGCACAAAGUGGUGUGGCACCGGCGACAUCGCAGAGACGUACAGCGAUCUGGGCAGCGAAAUGGCCAUGGAUCGAUGCUGUCGCCAACACGAUCUCUGCCCCAUCAAGAUCCGAGCCUAUCAGAACAAAUACGAACUGAUGAACGAUUCGCUGUACACAAAAUCCCACUGCAUCUGCGACGACAUGCUGUUCUCCUGCCUGAAGAUGACCAACACCUCGGCCUCGCAGCUGAUGGGCUCCAUCUACUUCAACCUGGUGCAGGUGCCGUGUCUGGACGGGCGGAGCAAUCACUACAAGUUCCGGGCGGCCAAGGAGGGAUUCUGAAGCAGGGGAGCCGCAAAUCGGGGGUUUUUUUUGGGGGCUCAGUUCAUUGUACAGGAGGUGGGGACGCGAGAGAUGGGAGUCGCUCUAUUUAUUGUUUUACAAACGAUGACGCCCGCUUUUUAUUUUUCGAAUAUUCUGUUGGGUUUACAGUUAGCGUUAACGUUAUCUAUAUAAAGUAGAAUUGCAAUCUUUGUUAUACAAAUACGAAUAUAAAUAUAUAUAUAUAUAUGUGUA